Messenger RNA from Penicillium malachiteum, 1746 nucleotides. RefSeq names its product Zn(II)2Cys6 transcription factor domain-containing protein. Gene Ontology annotation, molecular function: DNA-binding transcription factor activity, RNA polymerase II-specific; zinc ion binding; transcription cis-regulatory region binding. NCBI's taxonomy places the organism in Eukaryota, Fungi, Ascomycota, Eurotiomycetes, Eurotiales, Aspergillaceae. Gene Ontology annotation, cellular component: nucleus. The transcript has 4 exons. Gene Ontology annotation, biological process: positive regulation of transcription by RNA polymerase II. The record is from RefSeq and is a predicted model, not a curated record. The coding region runs from base 1 to 1746 and encodes 581 amino acids.
AUGCCGCGCAAGCCUACACCUGCAGGCAAGCAAAGGGUCAGGACCGGUUGUUUGACCUGUCGCAAGAGACGACGAAAAUGCGAUGAGCAGAAGCCGCGAUGUGCCAAUUGUGAAGUCAAGGGUUUCUCUUGUAAAUAUGGAUCUGACUUGGCUUUCGUGCCACCCAAGUCUGGCCAAGCUGCUGGCGGGACAAGGCAGGCCUACAAUUCGAUCACUUUUGUCGAUGACUCCCCAGCAGCGCGAACUUCAGCCAACAAAGAGAAAUCAAGAUCUAGACAGUCACCUCUCUCAGGUGACCAGUCGGAUUUGCAUGAGGGAGUCAUUCAACCAGUUAAGGCGCAAUUUGGAAACGAUGCUACGUUUAAUAAUAUCCUCAACUCGAAUGAGCCAGUUGAUUAUCCAGGCCCAUCGAGCUUGGAACAUGGGCCGGAAAUGCUGCUCAAUACGGAAGAGCAACGGGUGUCUAUUCCUUAUCAUGGCUAUCUUGGUUUCGCUGCAAGCUACCAGAGGCUAGUGCACAGGCCUACACCUGCGAAUACCAGCUAUGAGACAGAUCUGCUUCGACAUUUCCGCUACCAUGUUGGUCCGUGGAUAGACACUGGGGAUUCCAAUUGUGCCCUGGGGGUUCAAGUUCUUCUUCACAGUCGGACGAACAGGAGCUUACAGGCUGCUGUACUUGCACUCUCUGCAGGGCAGAGGUCACUCAUCUCACUUAUGAAUAGUGAUGAUAUUGAGAAUAUUCUCCGCUUUCGAAAAGAGGCGGAGGAGGAAGAAAUUUCACCGCAAACAGAUGUGGAAAGACAUGCAGGAAAAGCUUUACUAUUACUACAAGAGCUAUUACCUGCAGGGCUACAGCAAUGGCGGAGUAUUAUUGCCUCUAGAGUUGAGUAUGCAGGAGGAUUCAUGUCACCAACUGACCUAGCCCAAGGACUUGGAGAUGCCCUCUUUUGGUUCUAUUUCCAACUUGAUCUUGCAGCUUCAAUCUCCGAUCUCAAAUCACCGAUAACUCCAUUUUGCUCAUUUGUCAAGCGAGAUGGAACUCCUCUACACGACUCGCAUUUUACCACCUCCAAGAGCUCCGUGAUUAAGGCUUAUCAACACAUCUUAUGCCACCUAGGACAUUGUUUAGCGCUGAUAUAUGGGAAAUCAGACGGAUCAUCUCCAUAUGCAGCUGGCUCUCCAAGGCUAGCAGCCUUUUCAUCUUUACGACAGUCUCACUUCCUCUCUCAAUGGGCAAUCCUGUGGAAUGACUGCCAAAAAUGGUAUCACGAGCGUCCCGUUGAUGUCCAGCAAAUUGUGGAUGUUCGUGGCAGCGAGGCAGAUCAAAUUGAUCCGGAUCAUGACUCGUCAUUCCCGAUCUUGAUAUACACGACACCUGUAGCGCUGGUCGCUAAUGCUGUUUACCAUAUCACCUCUCUCCUUCUUCUCAACCACAAACCCCGACUUUUGAAAUCGCUCCCUGGUCCAAGGAGCUUCACUUCACAUAUAUGGCAUGCACAAUCCAUUGCUGGCAUUGCAGUCAGUAAUGACUCACCUGAGCAGUGGGAUCCGAUACUGGUUACAGGCCUGUUAUUGGUUGCGAAAGAAAUGACACAUCACUCCCAGCAGAAGGUUCUAUUGGAGAGAUUGAAGAUCAUUACUUCAACUACGGGGAUGAACCUUGAACGUGAAACUGAGACCCUCCAGGCUGCAUGGAGGAUGGCAAGAUAUGAUGAGGAACUUGAAGCGGAAGGAAAUGAUGGAUAG